Hypoxylon trugodes is the source of this 4371-nucleotide messenger RNA. RefSeq lists its product as uncharacterized. Bases 1 to 4371 code for a protein of 1456 amino acids. NCBI's taxonomy places the organism in Eukaryota, Fungi, Ascomycota, Sordariomycetes, Xylariales, Hypoxylaceae. The transcript has 5 exons. The record is from RefSeq and is a predicted model, not a curated record.
AUGAAUAUACCUGGAGAAAACUCGAGUCCGAUUCGGAAUCCUGGGAACCCUAAAGCUGAAGACCUACUCUCCAGCCACCGGUUUUGGGACGACAGUCAAGUUCCACACGAAGACGACGAAAUUUUCAAAACCUUCAGAUGGACCAGAAGCGACCACAAUAUCCGGAGCGCCAAACCAUGCCAAGCUCUAGACGAGGAGAGUAGUGCUUGGCAUGAUUGUCUAGAACCUCAAUGUUCUUUCUCAUUUGGCGACAAUGGGACAACAGCGACCGUCAACGCUUUCGGGCGACUUAUGCAAUUCAGCAGUUUUAUGAAUAUUGGUCAUACAGGGAUGUUUGCCGCUGACCAAGAACGUACAGAAGAGCCAUGUGAUCCUUGGGCAAGGGCCAAAACUCUUGAAGCUUUGACGCUAUCGCGUGACUCGGAGGGAUUCAGCUACGGAUUGCGAUUCGAUAACCUGAAUUUUGCUGCUCAGCCGGAACGGAAGUACGUCCAUUCUCGAUGGCCUCGAUACGAAUUCGAGAAUGAACAGUUUGGUAUGGCCGUGCAAUGGAUGGUCUCCGAAGGAAUUAUCUUACAACAAUGUGUCGUGACCAAUCGAUGCAAGGAUGACGAACUAUUAAAAUUCGCAUUCGAUAAAAAAAUGCGGAUUCGAGAUCUCGAUCACUUAGACGUUCACUAUAGGUAUAACGAGUAUAAAGAACAGCCUAGUGACAAAGUGAAUGUCUCUUCUAAAGGCCCCAAUGGCUAUAGUUGGACCUGCACACACGCAUUCGACACUGACGCGGUUGGGGUUGUUGUGUCUAUAUCUGUUGACGGUAUUCCUUGCCUGUGGGACGAUUCAUUUACGUGGCACCACGUUCUCAAAGGAUUUGAUACAAUAGAGAUAACGACUGCGUAUAAAAUGAUACCUCUCAACGGCUUCAAUACGGAUUGGCGGGAGUUUCUGAUUCCAGCAGAUAAGAUCGACGUUGAUAGCAUGCUUCAGGCAGAGCAAUUCUGCCCCUUAGAGCUUGAUAUUUUUCCUAUUCAAUUGUCCGGAUCUCUUAACGGCAUCUUCCAACGCAACUUAGAGCAUAUUCUCUCUGUCUGUGCUAUCCCAACAGUGCGGGUCCAGGGGAAAGAUGUUCGUGCUGUAGCGUUAACGUGUGGGGAUAUAUCGGCACAUCGCAUUUUCACAUCAGCCAGCUUUUUCGCAUUUCGAUUUCUCCUCCAAAUCGCUGAGCAUCUCUCGAAUAAAUCAAAUCACCCAUAUCUUCAGUCUCUUAGUGCUAGGAUCAAAUAUGUCUGCACAGGCCAUCUAUUGUGGCUCAAGUCGGUUGCUAUUCCUUAUUGCAGCCUCUUGGAAGGAGAGUGUUUCGUGAAUGGGACUAAAGACAAGUCUCAAUCGACGUACGCAAGACACAAUUUGCCGACUGAUACUCCUUUCCAAGUUCUUAAGGCAGCAGAUUUUGCAGCUGCAUAUAAAUUAAGCGAAGAUCAAGAGUUAGCACAUGAAUUAGCAGACCAGUUAGCCCUGCCAUGGGUCGCCCACCUUCAGAAAUUGGACAAGAGAGAAAAGUUCGCAUGGCCCCAUGCUGAAGAAGAAGGUUUCAAUAUAUUUCGGCUCAGUGACCACGUCUGGAUCUAUGAGGCUCUCAAACGACUCGAGACUCUGAGAGUGUGGGACCGAAUAUGCAGUCGUGAUGGUGUCAACGAGAGGCAUAUCGACAAGGCGGCAAAAAAGUUCUCGUCCAAAAAUGUCCAAAAAGAGUUCCUUCGCCGCUUUACGACCGAAACCCAGAAUAAUCUGUCGGACAAGAGGAUGUUAGCUGUGACUCGAUCAGUGCGUGAAUCGCGAUUCUUGUUUCAUUCGAGAGACACCAACCUUUUCUCUAGCAUGGGCAUUGAUUGUGAAAACACGUCAUUUCACGAACUAUGGCAGAAUACCAUUCAGGCGCAGAUCCGAAUCAAAAAUAAACCUAGCGAUUGGGAUAAAUCUCUUCGCUACGGUUUGGCUAUAGUCAUGGGGUCUCAUGGGUAUAGUCUUGAUGAACGCGCUCCAAUUGACAUGGUCAAAAACUCGGUCGAGAUUUUGAUUAAAGCUAUCCGACCUAAUGGGUGCAUCGCCGGGCAAUUGGAUAAAGACACUAGAAUGCAAGUCCUAUUCUCUACUCGAGGUGAGAUAGAGUCAUAUUUCCAUGCCAGUUUCGAGAUUCCCCACAUUCUCUUGUCGCAUGGUCGCGAACUUCGCAAGAUAUAUUCCGAUCAGUCCAACCACUUUGAGCCGAAUAUUAUCACAAAACGGCAUGCAGAAAUUGGUCCACACGGAUUCCAUAACACCAAUCAUGCUGAAGAGGAAAUAGACGAGAGUGCCGAAAAAAGAUUAAAAAGGACUGCACUUUUCAGCAGCGGAAUAGAUUCCAAAAACAUAUCAGAACUUGACGACGAGUGGUUAUACAACAUCCCUCCAUGCUGCUUACGAGACCAGACCAUUGGACUAGAGGAGCUUCAAGAGUUACAAGAGCGGAUUCGAAUAGAUGGCGAGUCGCAUGGGAAAACCGUAGCCAAAGGUGCCUUCAACGAACAUUCUCGGGCGAUUAACCUCGAUUGCGCCGUCAUCGAUUUAUCGGGGCGGACGAAGAGAAAGGAAAGCAAUGUGAGCUUCUGCGAUAGUCACGUUAUGUUAUGGAACGAACUUCGCAAACCGCGAACGGCAAAGGCUAAGAAAAGAAGAAUAUGUGUUAAUAAAAUGGAUGCGUAUGGGGCGAUGUUGUGUUACAUAGCUACUCCUGAACCCGAAAGAGUAGGGAUUUCGUUAUUCUUUGAUAGGCAUGCGGGUUACGAGACGUACUUUUUCGACGACGCCAACAGACUCCUGAAUACAUGGGAAACUGAACUUCAUCUCAGUUUCUACAUGCUUGUGGAUUCUGAUAUUCCUUAUGACCACAACUUGCCGACCUAUACAACCGAAGUCCUUCCAGGCUUCCACGACAAAGUUCUGACACGUGUCUCCAUGAGCUUCUUAUUCAACGGGGAAUUUUUCGACCAGUAUUGGACCUGCUACGUCAUCAAUCAUGCCCCCGGAGGAACUCCCCUGAUCUCCGAUGACAGCUUGAAGAAUAUAUCGCCAAGUGAUGGGUCCCAGAGACAGCGCAAAGUACUGGAGCUACGGUUGGUGGAUCACAUGUUAACAUUGCUCACAGGAAGUACGAAGAGGGCCUUUGCAACGAUUUCGACUAAAUUGGACAUCGACGAAGGAGAACCCUCGUCUCAAGAAUACAUGAGUAAAAGUAUCAAGUGGCAACGAUACCAACGCGUCUUGCAUCUCAUGCAAGAGGACCUUGAUCAUGCUCUACGCGCUAUCUCUGAUUGGGAUAGAAGGGAGGAAGAUCGUGGCACAGAGAAACCCCGGUGGACACGCAAUGCCGAGAGGAAGUACGGUACCAUUAUCAAUAAGUUGGCCGGCACAACAAAUAGGAAAAUAAGAGAACUCAGGCAAACUCACACAAGUAUCGUCUCACUAAGGGGCUUAUUGAAAUCACAUCAAGAGCAACUCAGCCACGAGUUGGGGCGAAGGGAAGCCAAGGAAUCACAGAAUGUCCUCUACCUUACCUACAUCAGCGCGGUAUUCCUACCACUCAAUUUCGCGACAAGUCUCUUCAGCAUGAGCCAGAGUCCCGAUAGUACUUUAAUCAGCAACAUGGCCAAAUGUGCCGCGGUAGCUUUUGUCGUCACUUUAAUUGCGCUCUUCAAUGCCUCGGGAUUGGCCGCGGCACUCAGGGCUGUUCGCUCAAAACUUCAUAACGUGGAGAGUUAUUGUCGCUCGGAGGUGCAGAAGCAUCCUUUUUCCUCCCAGAUUAGGAAAGACCCCGAUUUUCGUAAUGAUCCGGAUGCGGAGCUCUGUGUUGGACGGGAGAAGGUCGAUUUACCAGCUGUUCUCCGGGGUACACCAAAUAUUGGAGACUCACUGUUUAUGUUUUGGAUUGAGUACCUCUUCAUUGAAUUACCUAUGCGACGAGUUCUUUAUGGAUUUGGCGCCCUGAGAUGGGGGGUGGUUACGCCAAAGGCCAUCGUCCAGGUCUCAGGGGCGGUAGUAUUCCUACCUCUUUUCGCUCUCUCUUGGAGUGUUCGGUUUAUCUACUAUAACUUAGCUGAUUUGUUUCACUUGUGCAGAGGGUUUAUUGCAUCACUGCCAAAACGCUCGUAUGUUAAGUCGGAUUGUUCUACCAUCGGCCUGCAAGAUGAAGAUGAAAGUAUGUUAUUAAAACGGUACAGAUCCCGUCUUGAAGUCGCCCGACCAUUGACAACUCUUUCGGAUCGGGUAAGUUCCAAACACGAGAACCGAGUUAAGGAUGUAACCGAGGGAAGAGGCUGUGAAAACCGUGUUUGA